Molecule: messenger RNA, 1485 nt
Organism: Colletotrichum truncatum
Lineage: Eukaryota; Fungi; Ascomycota; Sordariomycetes; Glomerellales; Glomerellaceae
Product: mannan endo-1,6-alpha-mannosidase DCW1-like protein
Biological process (GO): fungal-type cell wall biogenesis; carbohydrate catabolic process
Molecular function (GO): mannan endo-1,6-alpha-mannosidase activity
Source: RefSeq, a predicted model, not a curated record
AUGCUGUCAUCGAUGAUUUCGAGCUUUGCGCCGGCAGCUCUGCUGCUCUUUGGGGCUGCCGAUGCGGCGUACUCUAUAGAGACAAGAGAAGACAUCUUGACCUCUGCCAGCACUCUCGCAUAUGAUCUCAUGAAGUUUUAUAAAGGAAAUCAGACCGGCGAAAUCCCCGGAAUCUUACCAGGACCACCAGACGAUGGCAAAGGCGAUUACUACUGGUGGCAGGGAGGAGCAAUGAUGGGAACGUACAUCGAUUAUUGGUAUUACACAGGCGACGAGAGUUACAACCACGUAGUGACGGAGGGAAUGCUGCACCAAGUCGGACCUGGCCGCGAUUAUAUGCCUCCCAACCACACUGCCUCGCUCGGCAACGACGACCAAGGAUUCUGGGGCAUGUCAGCCAUGCUGGCAGCCGAGAACAAAUUCCCCGAUCCUCCCCCAGACCAGCCUCAGUGGCUCGCCCUGGCCCAGGCCGUAUGGACGACACAGGCCAGCCCAGACCGUCACGACGAGACUUGCGGCGGUGGCUUGCGCUGGCAGGUUCCACCGACGAACACGGGCUACGAUUAUAAGAACACGAUCUCCAACGGUAUUUUCUUCAACAUGGGUGCUCGUCUGGCGCGGUACACAAACAAUGCCACAUACGCCCGCUUCGCGGAGGAAACCUGGGACUGGCUGUGGGCUGUGAACUUCAUCGACAAUGAGAAUUACAGGGUGUAUGAUGGUGGCCACGUCCCCAAGAACUGCACCAACGUCUUUAAGGCUACCUUUUCGUACAACAUCGCUGUUGUCAUGCAGGGCUGUGCAUUCAUGGCCAACCACACUGGAGAGCAAAAAUGGUUCGACCGCACCGAGAAACUAGUUCAAGUUGCCAUCGAGGACUUCUUCGCCGACGGUGCCGCAUACGAAAUCGCCUGCGAAGUCGACCACGGACGCUGCUCGCAAGAUAUGUUGAGCUUCAAGGGUUACCUCCACCGAUGGAUGGCUGUUGUUGCUCAACUUGUACCUUCGACUCGAGAGCUCAUCCGGCCCGUCCUUCUCAACUCGACACAGUCUGCCAUUAAACAGUGCACAGGAGGCGCAUCAGGACGGGUCUGUGGCUUCUACUGGACAAGCGGCCAAUUUGUUGAUCCAGCAGUCGAUAAGACCAGUGGCGCUGGUGAGGCGAUGAACGUGCUCGGCGCUGUGCUGAGUAUCAUGGAACCCAAGCCGCCGGUUACGAACACGACGGGUGGUACAUCUCAGGGAGACCCGAACGCUGGCAUGAACUCUCACCCGUAUCGGGAAUUCGCGCCGAUUACCACCGGCGACAAGGCUGGGGCUAGUAUUCUCACUAUCGUAGUCCUCCUGAGCGCUAUCGGCAUCUGGGGCUGGAUGAGCGUGGGUGUUUCGGAGUGGAACGAGACCAAGGGCAAGGGUCCGUCGAAGCCAGAGGUUGCGGAGGUGACGACGUCGAAGGAGAGCGUGUCCCCCGCUACGUAUAAAUAG